UGAAGAAUUUAGAUUGUAAAGGAAAGAUUAUUACAUCUUUUAUUUAUAUAUAUAUAUAUAAUGCAAUUUUACAUAUUUAUCAGUGAUUCUCUUGAUGUGAUGUUUUAAAUGGUUGUAGACCUUAAUCAGCUUCUAAUGGAUUUUUGUGUUGCUAUAAAGCUUUCAGAAAAAAAAAGGCAUUUGCACAAGCAGCUUUUUUCUUUGAUAUUGAUAUUACUAGAAAUAAAUAUUUCUUAAAAUGAAAAUAAUGUUCACUUUGCUCUAACACGCAUUUAUUAAUGAACUGUCUGCUCUACAAAUAAAGUGAGUUGUCUAAAAUUAACAAUAAGCUUCACUCAGGUCUAAAAAUACAAGUCUAUAAUAUACAUAAACUCUACUUUAUUGUUCCCAGAACUGCUUUUCCUAUAGUUCUAGAGGACAUGCUCUAUUUCUAACUAGUAAAGGUGAAUGAUACAGCUGCUUUAAUGUUAACUUUAAAUGUUUGCAAUCUCAGAUUUGCAGUGAUUACUUAGUGCAACUGCAAGGUUUUUAUUCCCACAUUCUUUGCACCCAUAUCAGUAGCAGAUGUGUAUGUGUUUGCCUGAGGAUUCAGGAAUGUUUUCUUGAGUGUUGAAUAGUUUGUGAUAAACCUGUAAAGAAGAGCUCCUGCGUUUGUCCUGCCCUUUCUGUCCAAAACCUCUCUGUGCUGGGAAGGCAGGGCCCUCUGGAAGGCAGCAGUGCUUUGCCCAAUCUGUCCCUUCCCAUCUCCUGGGGGAAGCUGGUGGCCACUGGAGCCAAGUCUGUCCCCAGCCCCCUGAGAGAGAUGCAGCAGUGACGUCUGCCAAAUGCAGCGCUGUGUGCAAGAAUUGCACCCUGCCCAGAAAAGAUGAGGAAGGGCUUGUGCUCUGCAAUACCUGGUGAGCAGUUAGGCCUGAUGCUGCAUUUAGAGGAGGAACUGCUGCUGCAGAAAAUCCUUUCCCUGUGAUUGAAUAUGAUCAAAAGCAAAAUUUUCCAAUCCCUGCCUCUUCGCUAGAGCUGACACUGCAGUGUCCAAGGAUGCUUCUUCAAAGUAGGGAUGACUCCCAGAGGAAAGAAUCUCCUUCUUUGCUGCCAGGGCAGGUGCAGCACUGCGGCAGGAACAGGAUCUCUGUGCCUGUGCUUCCUCCACAGAAGUGGGUCGCUACAUAAGCAGAAGGAAUGCUCAGCAGUUCCUGCACUAGCUCUGAACUGCACUGCUUCAGCCUGCCAGGGGACAGGAAAAAAACAUCUCUAAAGAGCUCAUUAUUGGAUGCCAAUAUGAAAACAGGAAUCUACAUACUUCUCUUAAGUGGAAUAUGUUUUGAAUUCAUUCAGGCUGGUAUCAAACCUAAAUUUCCAAAGGAGGAAAAAGAGAGUAAUUUCUUGGAAAGAUAUAACAUCAGUAUUUCCAAAGAGUGGUACCAUCACAAAAAUAUCUCUAAGCCUUUUGAACACCAAGGUUUUGAAGACCAAGGUCUUGAAGACUUCACUCUUCACAACUUCACUGAAAAGACUGCAAAUUUCGGAUUUAACCUCUACAGAAAAAUUGCAAUGACACAUGAUAACAAUGUAAUCAUCUCUCCAUUUUCUGUGUCAGCUCUCAUGAGUGUCUAUAUGAUGGCAGCCAAAGGAGAAACACACAGACAAAUUGUAAAAGGUCUAAACCUCCAUGCUGUGAAGGACAGAGUGGAUCACCAACAUUUACCAGCUCUGUUUAAACAACUGAUAGGUAACAUCACAAUGAAUGAAGAAUUUCUCCUCAUGCAAGGUGUUCUUUCUUUUAUUCAAAAGGACUUCAGACUCAAAGAGUCCUUCCUGAAUUUAUCUAAGCAGUACUUUGAUAUGGAAUUCCUGAAAGUGGACUUUGAAAACUUAACACAGGCAAAAUUUUUCAUCAAUCAAAACAUUAACAAAAUGACCAAAGGAAAAAUCCCAGGGCUUUUUGAAGAGCUGGACCGCCAUAAUAAACUGGUGCUUGUGGACUACAUUUUCUUUAAAGGCAAGUGGGUCUAUCCAUUUAAUUCCAAAUUCACGGAAAUUGAGACUUUCCACAUAAACAAAUACAGAAGCGUACAGGUACCCAUGAUGUUCAAGUCAGACAAAAUUAAUUCCACUUUUGAUGAGAACUUAAGAUGCACUGUGAUAAAGAUACCUUACAAAGGGAAUGCCCACAUGCUGAUUGUUAUCCCAGAAAAAGAGGGAGACUACAUUUCAAUUGAAGACCAUUUGACUACAGAGCUUGUGGAAUCCUGGCUUGGAAACAUGAAAACCAGAAAAGUGGAUAUUUCAUUUCCAAAGUUUAAACUAGAACAAAAAUACAAAAUGAAGAAACUGCUUCAAAGUCUUGGAAUUAAAAAGCUCUUUACACGUUCAGCAGAUCUUACUCAUCUGACAGAUGAUGAGUAUGUAGCAGUUUCACAGGUUGUCCAAAAUGCAGUUAUUGAAGUGGAUGAAGAAGGAACUGAGGCUGCAGCAGCAAGUGGCUCAGAAAUAACUGCAUUCACAGUGCCUCCUGUCAUCAAAGUGGACCGGCCAUUCCUCUUCAUGAUUUUUGAAGAAACUUUUAAAACAUUACUGUUCAUUGGCAGGGUGGUUGAUCCAACAGAAAGGUGAAUAAAGGUAACAGUUUCUAUUCUUUGGUAUGUAAGAAGCUUUAUUUUUAAUAAUUUAUUUUAUAAUAAAAAGACACUGAAAUAUGAAAUGUGAAAACAUGUUCUGUCUCUCCUAGCUAGCACUAGGUCACAUCCUAGCAAUAUUUUAUUAAUGCCACACAACAAGCUAACUUCAUUAAGACUCAAAACAACAAAAUUGUGACUUGUAAAAUCUACCUCCGGUAAAAGACAACCUAACAACAACAGAAGUAAAAUUACAAAAAUCAGUAUUUUAGUGAUAAAUCUGAAAACCCCAGACAUUCAAAUGCCAAAAUAUUCAGGAAGCUCACUGCCAAACACUGCAUAUACCUCAAUGCUAUCUUCUGUUACAAAGAAACUGAAGAGCCCAGUGACCUCAACGUUAGCAGAAUUUUGCCAGUUAUAAGAACAGAAGCAGUAUCAAGGCCUAAAAGAGAAUUUAUAAGCUUUGUGUAGAGAUCUUUAUUUUA
Molecule: messenger RNA, 3097 nt
Organism: Passer domesticus (house sparrow)
Lineage: Eukaryota; Metazoa; Chordata; Aves; Passeriformes; Passeridae
Gene: SERPINA10
Product: serpin family A member 10
Exons: 5
Coding region: 1177-2610 (477 amino acids)
Biological process (GO): blood coagulation
Molecular function (GO): serine-type endopeptidase inhibitor activity
Source: RefSeq, a predicted model, not a curated record